Messenger RNA from Loxodonta africana (African savanna elephant), 1472 nucleotides. RefSeq names its product olfactory receptor 11A1-like. The record is from RefSeq and is a predicted model, not a curated record. Bases 127 to 1110 code for a protein of 327 amino acids. NCBI's taxonomy places the organism in Eukaryota, Metazoa, Chordata, Mammalia, Proboscidea, Elephantidae. Gene Ontology annotation, biological process: G protein-coupled receptor signaling pathway. Gene Ontology annotation, cellular component: membrane. The transcript has a single exon. Gene Ontology annotation, molecular function: G protein-coupled receptor activity; olfactory receptor activity.
AAAUAUGACCAACUCCCCCUUUGCCAAAAUUAAAAAAAAAAAACUCUCCAAAACCAGGGUGGGGAAUGAAGAUCACUCAGUGUCAGUCUGUGUUCUGUAUAUAAGCUAGAACUUUCUAGUUUUUACAUGUUUUGUCACUGUUUCCAGGAAAGCAGAGGCGUGGUGAUCCCAUCUUGGGAAAACCAAACAACCAUAGCAGAAUUUGUGCUUCGAGGAUUCACUUCCAUCCGACAGCUUAAUAUUUCCCUCUUUAUGAUGUUUUUAGUUUUUUACACUAUAACUGUCUCUGGAAACAUUCUCAUUGGCCUGUUAGUUUUGUUCAGCCAUCACCUCCACACACCCAUGCACUUCUUCUUGGUGAACCUGUCCUUUCUGGAGAUCUGGUAUACCUCCAACAUUGUCCCCAAGAUGUUGCUGAUUAUUAUAGCUGAACAGAAGACUAUCUCUGUUCCUGGCUGCCUGGCACAGUUCUACUUCUUUGGAUCCCUGGCUGCAACAGAGUGCCUUUUGCUGGCAGUAAUGUCUUAUGACCGUUACCUGGCCAUCUGCCAACCUCUCCGCUAUCCCAUCCUCAUGACUGGCCCCCUCUGUAUCAAGUUGGCUGUCAGUUCUUGGCUAUGCUGUUUCCUCCUCACAGCAAUCACAAUGGUCCUACUGUCUAGACUGACCUUUUGUGGACCUAAUGAAAUCGAUCACUUCUUUUGUGACUUCACCCCUCUGGUCCGUCUCUCUUGCGGGGACACCUCACGCACUGAGACAAUUGCCUUUGCCACCUCUUCUGCAGUCACUCUGGUCCCAUUUCUCCUCAUCACAGCCUCCUAUUCUUGUAUCCUUGCUGCUAUCCUAAGAAUUCCAUCUGGCACAGGCCAGCGAAAGGCGUUCUCCGCCUGCUCCUCCCACCUCACUGUGGUCACAGUGUUUUAUGGGACACUGAUUGCCGUGUAUCUGGUACCCUCAGCCAACUCUUCACAACUCUUGGGCAAAGGGUUCUCUCUACUCUAUACCAUCCUGACACCCAUGUUCAACCCAAUCAUUUACAGUCUGAGAAAUAGAGAUAUCCACGAAGCUCUGAAGAGGAACUUGAGUAAGAAAUCGGGUUUCCUCAAAUGACAUAAAAAGCGAAAGAGGUGUGUUUGUUCCAGGGCUGAUGAACUGGACUGAGUCUUUUAAAUUCUGCGUACAAAGGCAACUACUUAAAUAAGGAGCUACCUAAGCCAGUUGACCAGAAGCCUCUGAGUAUGACUGUGGACACUGCUGAGUACUGACAGCCUCAGGUGAACUGAUGUCCCAGGAUACAAUCUAAGCAGGUUAGACUCUGUUCCAACAUCUCCAGUAGAUCUAGUUUCUUGUGUAAAAGACCAUAACCAAAAUGAACUGGUAAGGCCAGUUCAAAUAUUCAUUGAGGGUCUAAUAUGCUCAAGGCACUAUGCUAAAUUUAAGUGAAAAAAUGAUAGAUAAAAAAAGAUGAAGCC